CGGCGCUGGCUCGGCGCGGGCGGCCGGGGGCCCGGCGCGGCGCAGGGCCGGCGGGUGCGCGCGGCUCAUGGCCGGUGGCGGCGGCGGGGGGCAAUCGCCACCUGCCCGGACGGACGGCGGCUGCGGCGCCUUCCCCCCCGGGCAGCUUCGAAGGACCCCAAAGCGCCUCUACUGGCAAGAACGGCGGCUUCUUCCUGCGCAUUCAACCCCGACGGAAGUGUGGACGGCGUCCGCGAGAAGAGCGACCCGCACCAUCAAACUGCAGCUUCAAGCCGAAGAAAGAGGAGUGGUGUCGAUCAAAGGUGUGAUUGCAAAUCGCUUCCUGGCCAUGAAGGAGGAUGGCAGAUUGCUGGCCUUGAAAUAUGCAACAGAAGAAUGUUUCUUCUUUGAGCGUUUGGAAUCUAAUAACUAUAACACUUACCGAUCACGGAAAUACUCCGACUGGUACGUGGCACUGAAAAGAACUGGACAGUACAAACCUGGACCAAAAACUGGACCUGGACAGAAAGCUAUCCUUUUUCUUCCCAUGUCUGCCAAAAGCUGAUUCCCAUGGCGGAUUCCGAGCACAUUUGCCACACUACACUAAAGACGUCGACUUUCCUACUCCUCCCUGAAGUAGCAAAAUAUAAGCAAUUAUUUGCUGAUAUUAACUACUUUUCCAGAUACCAGUUUAAAACAUGAAUGUUUCAUACUGUCUUUAUAUUGCUCUUUAAACCUAUUGUGCCAGUGUGUGUGGAGGUAAAAUUUCUUGGAAAAUAUAUUUUCAAGGUCAAUAACACAUCUGUUUUCUUCUAGGUAUCUAUGCAGAGCUGUUUUAUUUACAUUAUGCUUUCUUUAUGGAGUAAAGGAAAACAAAUCUGAUGCACACUUGCAGCAAUAUUUACCUUUAAAAAUAAUUUAUCUCUUAGCUUAUUAGAGGAUAAUUACUUACUAAUAAUUACCUAAAAAGAAGUCCAUGAAUAAAUUUAAUGUGCAACACUGCAGUAAUAAUUCUAAAUUAUUAAUCUAACGAAAUGUGAAAUGUAUUGCUCUCAUGUAAUGUUUCUGUAGGACUCGGGCAGCUCCCUGUGGUACAGUUUGUAGAACAGGCCUGUGUAGACAGCUGGGAACUCCCUCACGGUUAUGUCGAUCUUAUCAAACCCUUCCCUGUACCCAUACAGUAGGAGUUUGGCUACGUUGCUGGUGAUGGGAGUAGAGUUUUUUGUCCUGACAAGCUCCUCGAGGUCCAUCCACUCACACCUCAGGCACUCCUGCUGGCAGAAGCUGAUGCUGAAGGAGGAGGGCUGCAGGCGACAGAUGAUGUACAUGUCCGACUGCCCAAAGGCUCCGGGGUGUUGGUGCUGCUGCCUGAUGCUUAGGAUGGACUUGAACUCUGACUUGAUGCCAGUCUCUUCAAAAACCUCUCGAACUGCUGUGUCUCCUGGGUGGAAAGAGCAACGCUUAGCAUUCUUUAAACACUUGGGAAAGGCAGAAACCCUCUAACUCAAAGCGUUCUCUGUUCUGCUUCGUCAAGUUUCCAGGAUGUAAGUCUGUUUUUCCAGCACAAGGAUAAGCUAAUUCUUUGGUCCCUGAACAAAACUAAUUGCUAAGUGCCUUUCCUGUGUAUAUCCUGCAGAAUUAGCCCUUUUGAUAAUACUGUGCAGGGGGUGGUUUGACACGGACACUCUGAUGGCUGCUGACUCUGCUGAUCUCUUAAUCCAAGGCAGCAUUCCACCCUCCUUGCAGUCCUUUGUAUCCCCUCUCCUUGCUUCUAUCCGAGCUGUUGUGUUACCUGCUUCUUUUAGUUCACUUUCAAUAAGAAAUGAGUGUGCUGGCUUGCUUCCAAAAGCAAAAUACAUCUUAAAAGACCUGUAGAGAUUUGCCAUCCUAUGGAAGCUUUCAUCUUGGCAUGUCAGAGGGGAAUAGAACAGGCAUUUGAGGGGGAGUUUCAAAUAUUGGAAAUAAUCUGGACAUACAGUGGCUAACAAUAGAUAACCAAAAUGAUUAAUCCAGCAUUGGCCAAAUUACUGUACGUUAAUGCACAUAUUUCUGCCUCAGCUCAGCUUCUGUCUUGCUGUGGAAUGACCUGUGUGACGUUUCCCAGAUGGGGAAGGACACUCACGUACCAUUACUGACCCUUGCAGAGAUUGCAUCUUAUGUUGCCCAGAGAGGCCUCUGUGGUCCCCUGGUUUAAAACAGUGGUUGCAAAGCAAAACUCCCUGUGUUUUGUUAUUGGGCAGGGGGCUGUAUUACACAGAAGUGAAGAACUGAGAUAAUGAGAAAGGUUGAAGCAGGCUACAGUUAAGGAAAUUGUGAUAAUUAGGGAUUUCAUUUGAGCAUUGAGCUCUGCUUUUAGAUAAAGUGCCUUUUUCUGUUUCCCUUUUAUUUAAAUGUGUGUAUAUAUAUAUAUAUAUAAAUAUCUACUGACAGUUAAACCAGAAGAAACACUAGGGCUUGAAUACUCAAAUACAAAAAUGUGUGCACUUUGCUUAAUUCAUUAUGAAACUAUUGGUAUUACUUGCACGAGUCAGUUUGUACUCAUUUAAGUAGAUAGCCAUGUAUUUUGUCACUUCAUAUAAUCACGAGAUCUUCAAGCCUUGUAAUUGCAAUUUUUAAUUGUAAUUUAAAAUGUAGUCCCUCGAAUGAGUUUAUAAGGUAUGAGUAUGUAAGGAUUAAAAAAAAGGAAAAUUAAGCUCUAUUAUAUUUUAUGCUUCACUAAUUUAUAUCUUCUUGUAAUAUAAGAUGUGAUGCAGAGAAUCAUAACUUUUAUUAUUAUGUAGUUUAGAAGUGGCAGGAGGGGAGCUGUGGGAGACUUGUUUUCUCCUGGGUGUUUUCCAAUACUUACAUCCAGGCUCCAGCCAUAAUGUCACCUGUUUUUUGAGGGGUGGCCUCUGGCUUACUCAGUAGCACUAUCCCUCUGGGGAAUCCCACUGGAAUGCCAGUGCUGGCACAAAAAUCCUGCUGGUAUCUCCUGGCCUAGAGCCUCUGGCACUAGAAGUCGGAAGAAGCCUGGCUAGACAACAACCACAGCGUUUGGGAUUCUUCUGAAAACAUGGAUCCAUUUCACUGUUACAUGUAUUUGCAUUGUCCAGCAAAUGGUUUUGAUUUCCAUCACUGGGUUUGACAAAAAGACUGAAAAUGAGACUCGGGAGUUGUGAAACUAAAUUCAGUCAUAUCCCAAUAACUAGAAACUUUCUCCAUGUGUUGAAAUAGUGAACUGGAAUACAAGCCCUGCAAGUGUUGUAAGGAGACUGCUAAAAUAGUAGGUAUUUCUAAGGUAUGGAACAGUCAGGAAACCUGGGCUCAAUGCCCAGUUUAAAAAAUAACCAGUCUAUGGAUCAUGAUUUUAAGGGGUGAGAUACAAAGGGGAAAAAAAGCUAAAUUUUCUCUCUCUUCAUAAACAGCCUUGUUCAUUCACCACUGACCAGAACUGCACCAGUGCUUGUCAUCACCUGUGCUACGCUGGGCAGAAAUGAGAGGUUUCCUCAAAUCAGCAUUAUUUCUUAAUACAGAAGAGCUUUAUGUCCCUGGUUGAGUAGGUGCCCACAGGACCGAGCUGCUGCACUUAAUGCUGCCCUGUGCCAAGAGCUCUUAGUCCAAACAAAUCAAAUGAAUGAGGGUGGGAGGAAGCAAAAGUUGUAUUUAAUUCUGGUUUGCAUGUACAAAUGGAGAGCUGGAAAUUUUUGCUCAGUGCAUCACUGAGGUCA
Molecule: messenger RNA, 3686 nt
Organism: Manacus vitellinus (golden-collared manakin)
Lineage: Eukaryota; Metazoa; Chordata; Aves; Passeriformes; Pipridae
Gene: FGF2
Product: fibroblast growth factor 2
Exons: 3
Coding region: 68-544 (158 amino acids)
Biological process (GO): positive regulation of protein phosphorylation; cell differentiation; fibroblast growth factor receptor signaling pathway
Cellular component (GO): cytoplasm
Molecular function (GO): fibroblast growth factor receptor binding; growth factor activity
Source: RefSeq, a predicted model, not a curated record